Messenger RNA from Pocillopora meandrina, 213 nucleotides. Lineage: Eukaryota; Metazoa; Cnidaria; Anthozoa; Scleractinia; Pocilloporidae. The record is from the annotation of a GenBank genome assembly.
AUGGAAAGACUUGUUUCUAGACAGACAGGCAGCUUACAAGAAUACUGUUCAAAUGAAGGAAACAUUUCCAGAAAUGUUAUCACACUGAGCAUUCUUUCUGUUGGACCUGUGCAGAAAGGUCACACAUGGUCCGCUGAGGAUUCAUCACUUGUUUGCUGUGGGUCUCAUUAAAGAGAUUACCUGGGUGAGGAGUCUCUCCCAUUUUUAAAAGAG